AUGGCUAUAAAUGAUGAAACUUCACCUGCAACUUCAUAUUUGGUUGUAAUUGGAAUAUUUCCAUCAUUUCCAAUUGGUUACUUUUUAAAUAGAUUUUAUUAUAGAUGGCUAUGUAAAAAAGUUGAUAUUAGAGUUCCAACUUCUGGAUCUUGUGAAUUUAAUUCCGAAGAAAAGAGUAAAUCAGUUUCUUCAUUUCAACAAUCUACAACAACAAACAAUUCUUCUAUUAGUAAUACGACAAAGGUAACAUGGGGUAAACAACCAAUUUCAGUUGGUAGUAAACGUCAGAUAGUUUUCCCAUUUUUUGAAAAGAAAUAUGUAUUUUUAUUCUUUGUAGAAAUUAUGGCAAGAAGAUUAUUAAUAGAAUGUAAUAGUGGUGAUAGUAUUUCAAAUUGUUGUUCAAUGGAAUCAAUUGAACGUGCAAAUAAUUUAUAUCAAUGUGGUCUUCAAUACUUUCCAAAUUCAGAUUUAUUAUGGAUGGCCUAUUGUAACUUUUUAUUCACUGUUAGAAAAGAUAGACAUAUUGGAUAUGCAUCAUUUGAGAAAUUAAGAAGAAUGAAUCCAUCAUUUGAUGUUCGUUUCUAUAUUUAUCAACGUGAUAAAGAAAGAGAGCAAAUAAUGGAUUCAGAUUUACAUGAUCCAGAACAUACUGGUAAAAUUCAAGAUUUCGUUAGCUAUAUGGAAUUUAAAAAACUUUAUUAUGGUGCAAAGAGAUAUCAUAUUAAAUGUUUAACUUAUAUUAAAAGAUUUUGGGGUCAUUUAUUACAUGAAACUGUUGAUCUUCAUCGUUUAUCAGAGUUAUCAGGUCGUAUUGCAACCACAGAAAAUAAAGCAAAUGAGAGUUAUGAACGUUUAUUAGCAUUAAACCCAAAUUCAGUUAGAGUAUUGCGUGAUUAUUCACAAUUCCUUGAAGAAGUUGUUAAAGAUAAAGAAUCUGCCUAUAGGUUACAAAAGAAAGCUGAAACAAUUGAAGAAAUAAUGAGUAGAAUUCAAACAACAGAUUUUAAAAUUAAUGAUAUUAAAAAUUUAGAUGAUUCAGAAACCGAAGUUGAUAAAGCAUUAAAAAAUGAUCAAAUUUCAUCAAAUAAACUUGUUAGUGGUGGUGGUGGUGGUGGUAUUAUAGAUAAAGCAAAAUCAGAAUCAUCAAAAUCAAAAGAUGAUGAAUCAGAAUCAAGUUCAUCUCAAAAAGUAGAAAAAAUAAAUAAGAGAAUAUCAACAAACAUUAAAACUAUAAAUGAAACCAUUUCAAAACUUCAAGAUUCAAAUCAACAAUUGGAUUCCCAAUCAUUACGUGAUAAAGAAUCCUAUAAUCAAAUGAAAAAACAAUUUGAAUCUCAAAUUAAAUCCAUAAAAUCAGAUUUUGAACUAGAAAUGAAACAAGCAAAAGAUCAAAAUCAAGCACUCUUAAAACAUCAAAAAGGUUUAUUAAAUUCAAAAAUUAAUGAAAAAGAUUUAAUCAUUUCAAAUUUAGAGAAGAAAUUAUCUUUAAUUCAAAAAUCUUCAUCAAAUAAUUCCUCACCACAAAUAUCAAUACAACAACAACAACAACAACAAAAACAAUCACCAAUACUUUUAGAUUUAAAUAAUAAUUAUAAUUAUGAUGAUAACAAUACAAAUACAAACACAAAUACAAAUUCAAUUAGUAACGAUUUAAUAGAUUUAUCAUUCCUUGAAAGUGGUGGUAGUCAAAGUGAAUUAGAUUCUACCAUUUUGGAAUUAAAGAAUUGUAAAGCUGAAUUAAAGAAUACCAAAGAUGAAUUAGUGAUUACUCGUGUAAACUACGAUCAACAAAUGAGAUAUCUCACUGAACAAUUCAUUUCUUUGAAUGAGAAUGUAAGCUCACUCGAUAGUCAACUCAUUAAAAUUAAACAAUAUAAAGUUUCUUGUGGUAAAUGUAAACAUUGGAAUCAAUUGGAAUUCAUUUUCUCUCCAAAUAAUCAAGGUUUAUAUUGUUCAAAAGGUCAUCCAAUUUUAACAAUUCAACCUUAG
Dictyostelium discoideum AX4 is the source of this 1989-nucleotide messenger RNA. RefSeq lists its product as hypothetical. The coding region runs from base 1 to 1989 and encodes 662 amino acids. The record is from RefSeq and is a predicted model, not a curated record. NCBI's taxonomy places the organism in Eukaryota, Evosea, Eumycetozoa, Dictyosteliales, Dictyosteliaceae. The transcript has 3 exons.